AUGUGGUGGUCUGUUACCCCCGAACAACUGGCCUUGCAUACAGCUGAACGGUGUCGCUGUGAUUUGAUCCUGGACGGAUUUGCAGGGGCUGGGGGGAACACUAUCGCCUUUACAAAGUCGUGUGGAUUUGUCAUAUCUUGCGAAAUAGACCCGAUACGCAUCCAAAUGGCCAAGGCAAAUGCUGCGGUAUACGGUUCUCAGGUCACUUCGCGCGUAGAUUUUAUCAUAGGGGACUUUGCAACUUUGACUUCUCGCCAGCUCCGGAGAGGCGCGCUGGACGUAGUCUUCCUUUCUCCUCCAUGGGGAGGCCCAAGCUACAACGCCCGGGAGGUAUUUGAUUUAACUCGAAUGGGGGGAAUGAUUGACUUCCGCCACGCCUUGCGUCUCGCUCAGCGAGUAGCCCCUCGCGUUGCUGCAUUCCUGCCCCGAUCCGUGUCUCUUCUGCCUCUACUACGCGCUGCGGCGAUGUUUAAUUUACGAGGAUUUAUCAAGGAGGCGGACGCCACUGCUCAAAGUGGCGAUGGCAUCGCUACCUCUUCGCCUGCCGUAAAGUCUGCAGCAAAUGCUACGGCUAAUGAAUUCGCAGGAGACUGUGAUGGGGAAGAGGCUCCUACAUAUGAACCACCACUGCCGCGCAUGCACAUAGAGCUGGCGCUGUGCCGUUCGAGGCGAGACGGUGGCAGCUUUGAUUUUGACCAGCUUGGCUGCUGCACGAGCCUUGCUCAACUGGCGUCUGGUCUUUCUAGAGUUGUUUGGAAGGCCUGCCGACAGGGCGAAAACUCUCCUGAAGACUGCGCGCACGAGCAAGAGGAGGAGUCCAACCGAAAACGCAGACGGAUCAAUUCUGUUAUUUCGGCGGGACAGCCUUCAGUUCGAAGACUGGCAGGCACAGCGCAUGGUCGCCGGUGGGAAGCAGCAGAAGCAGCCGAAGAAGAGGUGCGACUUUUGGAGGAGGGAGAACAGAUUGAGUCAAACGGAGCGCUGAAAGACAUCGUUAGGGAGCGACGAAAGGUGUAUAAGCAUAUCGAUGACCUUCCAAGGGAAUGGAGAUGGCUACCUGUAGAAUUGUUGUGGGCUGCGACUCCGCUGACAAAGGGAUUCGUUAGAGACCCCUUUUACCUUUUAAAUAGACACUUGCGUGCUGCACAGAAGAAGGGGCAAAAUGGUGAAUUUCAGAAACAGACGGAAGCUCAUCCCGAACCCGAUGUGUGGCCUUUUCUGGAUGACCUGCGGUGCUCUCUUUUCCCUUGCGCCUGUAGGCAUAUCAAUUUCUGGCGCUGGCGGGCUGUGGGUGUGACCGCGUUUUUCGGUCCCUUCGCUGAUCGGCCUGGCGUUGCUCAGCGCCAAGCCAAUGUAGCUGCACAUGACAUCGACAGGGCUGCUACUCGUAGCCGUAGUGUAGGUGAGUCGGAGCUGCAUGGACAACAGCAAGCUCUUGAUGAUUGUGAUAGUCUACAAGAAGUCAAGAGGAUUCGCCGCAGUGUCAAACGCAUUUUUAGAGUUCUUCUUCCCGACGUCUUGACGCUUACCGGAAUCCACAAUCCUGAACUCGGUUUUGUGGGGGAUGAGCGGUAUCAGGAGCUACCAGGAGGAGAGCAUCCCUUGGGUCCGUCACUCCUGUCGACCAACCCUCAUCCAGAAAGGCAGGAGACGGAAGUCAAUUCAAACCUGGUGGAUUUGAAAGCGGACCCAGAUGGAGCCACAGGAGAAACCGCUAUGUGCUCGUAUGAUUUGCAGCCGUGUACACAAGGAGCCCCGCUACAGGCGGCGAGCAGCAUUGCAUGCUUCGCUAAGCAGGCCUUCACACAGUGUUCUUCUUCAUCCGAAAAGCUCUGCAAUUGCUUUUACUCCCAGGCCAGUUCAGAGACUUGCCAACCUUGGGUGCAUGGGCAACCUUCGGGCAUGAAGAGCACCACCUCAGACCCAAACCCACCCAGUGACGACUGCCACAGUGAAUCAGAGGGAGGAGGAACUCAACGCGAGUGGAGAGCCUUUGUUCGCCGCCUUGUGGCAGCAGCAGCCAAGAAAGUUGCCAAAGCUCGGGACAUGCUUGCCAGCGGGCGUUGCUGCUGUGGGGCAGACUGGGGAGCUGAGCCACACCGUUGUUCGAAGACAGCAUGUGCGUGGCAUUCUCUUAUUUGGAAUGAGUGUGGAAAGUUGCUGCACAGCUACUUGGCAGCUGCCAGCAGCUACUCGACCACUCUCCGUCUUGCACUGCCUCGACCUGUUUCUAAGAAACAGAGAAGGAAGAGGCACCGGCUUCUACCGCUUUCGGCAGAGCCGCUGCCACCGGCGUCUCGACAGGAUUUUCUUCGGCGUAUAAUAAGUGCGUACAUCUCAUUACACUGUUGCCCUGCUUCGUCGCAAGCAGAUACAGAAAAAAAACCCACAGGCUCACCUCCUGCUGAAGCGGCCAACGCCUCAACAGACCGUGGGAUUGGUAGCCAGACCCUCGGAGACAACGAAGUACAACGCAUGGGCAGCGAUAAUGCAUCGGGGAUGUGGACGCCGGAGGAAGUGGUUUACUGGCAGUUUGGCUGCAGCAUGUGGUGCAACCCUGCAUUACAUGUGCUCAGCGCACGGCAUCUAGCACCGUUACUGAAGCUGCACUCGUGCACACGGGGUUAG
Molecule: messenger RNA, 2628 nt
Organism: Eimeria maxima
Lineage: Eukaryota; Apicomplexa; Conoidasida; Eucoccidiorida; Eimeriidae
Exons: 6
Coding region: 1-2628 (875 amino acids)
Biological process (GO): 7-methylguanosine RNA capping; 7-methylguanosine cap hypermethylation
Cellular component (GO): nucleus
Molecular function (GO): RNA cap trimethylguanosine synthase activity
Source: RefSeq, a predicted model, not a curated record